CCCAAAAGUGUUCUCCCCAAAACCAAACUGAAAUCCCUCAAACCCCCAAAAUUCCCUCCCCUCCCAUCGCUCUCAACUCUCAAAACAGUAAACUGAACUCAACCAAAACUGCAAAGUUCUUUACUUUCUUUUCUCUCACAUUGCCUCCAAAAAUGGAAAACCCUAAACCAGGAAGUUGAACUUCAACUGCGUCGUUUUGGUCUUCCGAAGCUCGCCUGCAACUGCAAAUUUCCAUACCCUGUUGCUUAGUUAAGCUCUCUCUCUCUCUCUCUCUCUCUCACUACGGUCAGUUCUCUCUCUCUUAAUUUCUGCCAGUGCCACUACCCCAGUAGAGUAGUGGUAGUAAACUGGGUUUUAAUUUUGGUGUAUAGUGCAGUGCAGCCAUAAACCCCACCUUAAUGCUUAAUCCUUCUGGCCGUGCCAAUAUAAAUUGAAAAUAUCCAAAUCAAUGGAGAAGUUAGAGACUAUAUAUAUAAUCAUGAAUUUCAUAUAAAUUAUAAUCAGUCAUGGACUUUGAGCCUCUGAAUAUUGAGAACGAAGCGGUGGAGUUUGACAUGGGUGGUUCGGGCGAAGAUGACGCCACUGCCCUUGACUUAGAACACCCAGAUGAUAGCUAUGAUAUUUUCGAUGAUGAUUUAGUCCAAUCCUCUAAUUCUACUAGGUCUCGUGAUGAUUUUGCUAGUGGAGACCCCAAUCUUGAACCCUAUGAGGGCAUGGAAUUCGAUUCCGAACAGGCCUCACGCAUUUUCUAUAAUUCUUAUGCACGGCGGAUUGGUUUCAGCACCCGGGUCAGCGUGUACCAGCGGUCUCGUCGAGAUGGCUCCAUCAUAUGCCGCCAAGUAGUGUGUUCCCGUGAAGGGUUUCGCCGUGACGGAGGUGAAAAUAGGUCCAAGCGGCAGCGUACAGUCACUAGAGUUGGUUGUAAAGCACAGAUGACUGUGAAGAAACAGAGUUCAGGAAGAUGGGCUGUUUCGAAACUAGUUAAGGAACAUAAUCAUGAGCUUGUGCCUCCAGAUAAGGUGCAUUGUCUUCGUUCACAUAGGCAUGUCUCUGGUCCUGCUCGAAGCCUGAUUGAUACCCUUCAAGCGGCUGGUAUGGGUCCUAGUGGUGUGAUGUCUGUGCUGAUCAAAGAAUCAGGUGGAAUUAAUAAUGUUGGUUUCACAAAAGUCGAUUGCCAGAAUUAUAUGAGUAGCAGCAGGCAGAGAACUCUGGGGAGUGGGGGUCAGUUUGUUUUUGACUAUUUGAAGCGAAUGCAGUCUGAAGAUCCUGGCUUCUAUUUUGCCGUCCAGGGUGAUUUUGAGAACUUAACAGGAAACAUUUUCUGGGCUGAUUCAAAUUCAAGAAUGAAUUAUGACUACUUUGGAGACACUGUUACAUUUGACACAACAUAUAGGACAAACCGAUACCGGGUCCCAUUUGCCCCAUUUACUGGGUGGAAUCAUCACGGGCAACCUGUUUUAUUUGGAUGUGCAUUACUCCUUAAUGAGUCGGAGUCCUCAUUUGUUUGGCUAUUUCAGACUUGGCUAGCUGCAAUGUCUACCCGCCAUCCUGUCUCAAUCACAACAGACCAGGAUAGAAUCAUUCGGGCAGCUGUCGGGCAAGUAUUCCCUGGAACUCGCCACCGAUUUUGUAAAUGGAAUGUGUUGAGGGAAGCUCAGGAGAAAUUGUCCGACAUAUAUCACUCACACCCCACAUUUGAAGCCGAGUUUCAGAGGUGCAUCAAUAUGACAGAGACAAUUGAUGAAUUUGAGUCAUGUUGGGAGUCCCUUCUUCAAAGGUAUGAUAUUGGGGAUAAUGAGUGGCUUCAGUCCAUGUAUGAUGCUCGCCAGCAAUGGGUGCCAGUUUUCCUUCGGGAUACAUUUUUUGGGGAGAUGUCUGUAACCCAAGGAAGUGAUAAUAUAAACUCAUAUUUUGAUGGCUAUAUAAAUGCAUCAACUAAUAUUCAGGUGCUAAUAAAGCAGUACGAAAAAGCUAUUGCCACUCGCCAUGAAAAGGAAGUAAAGGCAGAUUAUGAUACAAUGAACAUCUCUCCAAUUCUAAGGACUCCAUCUCCAAUGGAAAAACAAGCUGCAAAACUUUAUACAAGGAUAGUGUUCAUGAAAUUCCAAGAGGAAUUAGUCGAGACACUAGCUUAUCCUGCAACUAUGGUUGAUGAUACAGGAUCAGAAACUGUGUAUCGGGUAGCAAAAUUUGGGGAAGAUCACAAAGUUUACUUUGUUAGGUUCAAUGUUUUUGAGAAGAAAUCUAGUUGUAGCUGCCAAAUGUUUGAGUUUUCAGGUAUUAUAUGCAGGCACAUAUUAGCUGUUUUCAGAGUAACUAAUGUUCUUACACUUCCAAAUCACUAUAUAUUGAAACGUUGGACCAAAAGUGCCAAAAGUGGAGUUGUAUGGGAUGAGCACACUCUUGGGUUGCCAAAUGAUUCCCAAGACUCCUCUGCUGCUCGGUAUGACAAUCUACGCAGGGAAGCUAUCAAAUAUGUAGAAGAAGGAGCAGAAUCCGUGCGUGUUUAUACUGUGGCAAUGGACGCUCUUCAUGAGGCUGCUAGCGAGGUUACUGCUGCAAAGAAGCAUGGUCUUGGGGUUGUACAGAGUACUUCAAUUAAUUGCAGCCAGCAGCUUCAGUCUUGUACUGUGGAUCAGGAUAAGAAAAUUAAGGAAUUGGCAGCUGAGUUGGACAUUGCAAGUCAGCAGUGUGAAGCAUAUCGAGCCAAGCUACUUGCCAUUUUGAAGGAUAUGGAAGAACAGAAGUUAAAGAUAUCAGUGAACGUUCGGAAUGUAAGGCUAAAUCUAAGAAGUUAGAACCUGCCCACCCUUUUCAUGUAUACCACCAAAACAAGUGGAAGAGGGAGUUGGCUGGGUUGGCUUUCUUUCAUCGUCACACGCAUGCUUAGUUACCGGGUAGUGGUUAGAAAAGGGAUUUUUGGAUUUUUUCUUUCAUCCCCAUAGUGUAGGCCGGUUGUAAUGUAAAUUAUUCAGAGUUGUAGUUAGAUGUAACUGUAGUAUAAUAGUGUUCAUG
Messenger RNA from Prunus avium (sweet cherry), 3015 nucleotides. Its product is annotated as protein FAR1-RELATED SEQUENCE 5-like. Gene Ontology annotation, biological process: regulation of DNA-templated transcription. NCBI's taxonomy places the organism in Eukaryota, Viridiplantae, Streptophyta, Magnoliopsida, Rosales, Rosaceae. The record is from RefSeq and is a predicted model, not a curated record. Gene Ontology annotation, molecular function: zinc ion binding.